CAGCCAGCAGCCAACCUGCCAACACUUACUGACACUCACUCAUCUCAGAGGGAGAGGUGAAGAGGGAGACAAAAUACCUACCGGGGGUGGGGAAAAAAAGAACGGAGGAAGUCCACGUUUUGCAAACUAUUCCAUUUUUCUUCGCAUCCUACCCCACCCUCCCCCUCCCGGUAGUUAAAAAAAAAGAACCUAUAGCUUUCCUACAAGGCAAACCCCAAACGCGGAGUUACUGAGAGAAGAAACCGAGGUUAAAAAGAUUCCUCUUUUCUUCUUCAUCAUCAUCAGCCAUCAUUCAUUCACUACCUUGACAUUCCAUGGCUUUGAUUGACAGCUGGAGUGGCAAAAAGCCAUGAGACACGACAGUUUGGUUACAUGUGGGUUGCUGACGGGCCGAUCGUAACCUUCAGUUUGGGGGCUUGACGAUUUUUUCUUAAUUAUUACUAUUAUUAUUAUUUUUAUGUAAACGAAGAAAAAAAGGAAAGAGACGCAGAAAAGGGAAAUAGAGAAGAGAACGCGGAAAAAAGAAGAAAUAUCACAAACUCGACGUGGUUAUUUUUGCCUACUUUUUAUUGUGAUUGCUAUUACUUUUAUGAAUAUUUACGCGUAUUGGAGAAGUCUAUAAGUGGGUCGGAAAGACCGGGGGAAAAGGGAUUCUUCUUCUUCACUCAAUCACUUUGUUGUUGUUGUUGUUGUUGUUGCUGGACUGGGAUAUUAAAUAUAGGACACAUCCAGGAGUUUAUUGGAGCGCAGACUGAUGGCGCAAAGGUACGAUGAGCUGCCUCAUUACGGCGGGAUGGACGGAGUAGGGGUACCUGCUUCCAUGUACGGAGACCCUCACGCGCCCAGGCCGAUCCCCCCAGUCCACCACUUGAACCAUGGGCCGCCACUCCAUGCCAGCCAGCAUUACGGAGCGCACGCCCCGCACCCCAAUGUCAUGCCCGCCAGCAUGGGAUCGGCUGUCAACGACGCCCUGAAGCGGGACAAGGAUGCGAUCUACGGGCACCCGCUGUUCCCCCUGUUAGCUUUGGUCUUUGAGAAGUGCGAGCUGGCGACCUGCACUCCCCGAGAGCCUGGGGUGGCCGGCGGAGAUGUCUGCUCCUCAGACUCCUUCAACGAGGACAUCGCCGUCUUCGCCAAACAGGUGCGAGCAGAAAAGCCACUUUUUUCUUCAAACCCAGAGUUGGACAAUUUGAUGAUACAAGCAAUACAAGUCUUAAGGUUUCACCUUUUGGAAUUAGAAAAGGUUCAUGAGUUGUGUGAUAAUUUCUGCCACCGGUACAUUAGUUGUUUGAAAGGCAAAAUGCCCAUAGAUCUAGUUAUUGAUGAAAGAGAUGGCAGCUCCAAAUCUGACCAUGAAGAACUCUCAGGAUCAUCCACAAAUUUAGCUGACCAUAAUCCUUCCUCUUGGAGAGACCACGAUGAUGCAACUUCAACGCACUCAGCAGGCACACCGGGGCCUUCCAGUGGGGGCCAUGCUUCCCAGAGUGGAGACAACAGCAGUGAGCAAGACUGCCAGCCAAAUGAACACUUUAGGAGGAGGUGUAUAAAUAUGUCUGCAGCACCCAGAGAGUUAAUCCACCCCAUUGUGCAUAGGUGUUGGAGCUCUUAUGGAGAUGGUUUAGACAACAGUGUAGCCUCUCCCGGCACAGGGGAUGAUGAUGACCCAGACAAGGAUAAAAAGCGUCAGAAGAAAAGAGGAAUUUUUCCAAAAGUAGCAACAAAUAUCAUGAGGGCAUGGCUUUUCCAACAUCUCACACAUCCCUAUCCUUCAGAGGAGCAGAAGAAACAGUUAGCCCAAGACACAGGACUUACAAUUCUACAAGUAAACAACUGGUUUAUUAAUGCCAGAAGAAGAAUAGUACAGCCUAUGAUUGACCAGUCAAAUCGAGCAGGUUUUCUUCUUGAUCCUUCAGUGAGCCAAGGAGCAGCAUAUAGUCCAGAGGGUCAGCCAAUGGGAAGCUUUGUGCUGGAUGGUCAGCAACACAUGGGAAUCCGACCCGCAGGUUUGCAAGGCUUACCAGGGGACUACAUUUCUCAGGGUGGUCCUAUGGGUAUGAGUAUGACACAGUCAAUUUACACUCCUCCCCAGAUGACCCCUCAACCUACUCAAUUAAGACAUGGACCCCCAAUCCAUUCAUAUUUGCCAAGUCACCCCAAUCACCCAGCCAUGAUGAUGCACGGAGGACCCCCUACCCAUCCUGGAAUGACCAUGUCAACACAGAGCCCCACCAUGUUAAAUUCUGUAGACCCCAGUGUCGGUGGACAGCUUAUGGACAUUCAUGCCCAAUAGUAUUAGGGAACUCAAGGAAAGGAAAAAAAAACCCUAUUUUAAGACUUUUGAACUUUGACCAGAUGAUGACACUUAAUACACAAUUCCAGACAGCUGUGAUUAUUUUUUACUUUUAUCAUUUUUCAUCAACAACAGAGGACCAAUGGAAACAAGAACACAAAUGUGAAUUCAUGGGCUCGCUGAAAAACAAUCUAUGUCCAUGUAAAGAUCCUCUGGGAAAAAAGACUCCAAGAGUUAUAACUACUGUAGUAUAUAAACAUAGGAACUAAGUUAACUUGUAUAUUUCUGUUGAUCACUCCGUUAUGUUGCUUCAAAUAGUUUUUAGAAAGAGAAAUAAUAUCCUUGUUUUCCACACUAUGUGUGUUGUUCCCAAAAGAAUGACUGUUUUGGUUCAGCAGUGAAGUCACUAUCCAUGAAAGAUGACAGUAUAUUUCAGACCUGUUUUGGCCAGUGAGAAAAGAACUACCCUGGAGAGGAACAUAAAGUCUUGCUGGGUCUCUCAUCGCUCAGAAGACAGUUCCAAGAAGGCCUUGCCAUCCCCUGGUUUUGUUCCUUCAUAAAUGUGUCCUUUAGUUUCAAACAGACGUUUAUAGUUUGUGCUUCAUAAGCCCAAGAUAUUUUUGGACUCUUUUUUUCAAAGAGCUUGCAGGUGAAGAUUUAAAAAGACAGAGCAGGAGCUUCUUCCAGUAGUUCUGAGCCUUGGCUUGGGACAAGAUAAAUCUGAAGGUUGGGCAGCUUUCCUCAACAAAAGAAGAUAUUAAUGAUCUUUGCACCAAACCUAGAACUUUAUCAUGAACUCAGAGCUUGGGAAAAAGCAAGAGAAUACUGUAACAAACUUCGUACAGAGUUCGGUCUAUUAAUUGUUUCAUGUUAGAUAUUCUAUGUGUUUACCUCAAUUGAAAAAAAAGAAUGUUUUUGCUAGUAUCAGAUCUGCUGUGGAAUUGGUAUUGUAUGUCCAUGAAUUCUUCCUUUCUCAGCACGUGUUCCUCACUAGAAAAAAAAAUGCUGUUACCUUUAAGCUUUGUCAAAAUUUACAUUAAAAUACUUGUAUGAGGACUGUGACGUUACGUUUUAAAGAAAAGGUGUUAAGUCACAAAAUGCGGUAAUAAAUAUUUCAUUUUUGAUUUUU
Messenger RNA from Varanus komodoensis (Komodo dragon), 3419 nucleotides. It is a transcript of the gene MEIS2, whose product is annotated as Meis homeobox 2. The record is from RefSeq and is a predicted model, not a curated record. Gene Ontology annotation, biological process: brain development; positive regulation of cell population proliferation; animal organ morphogenesis. Gene Ontology annotation, molecular function: DNA-binding transcription activator activity, RNA polymerase II-specific; RNA polymerase II cis-regulatory region sequence-specific DNA binding. NCBI's taxonomy places the organism in Eukaryota, Metazoa, Chordata, Lepidosauria, Squamata, Varanidae. The transcript is spliced from 13 exons. Bases 755 to 2290 code for a protein of 511 amino acids.